Messenger RNA from Equus caballus (horse), 12502 nucleotides. RefSeq names its product XK related 4 (gene XKR4). Gene Ontology annotation, biological process: engulfment of apoptotic cell; phosphatidylserine exposure on apoptotic cell surface; apoptotic process involved in development. NCBI's taxonomy places the organism in Eukaryota, Metazoa, Chordata, Mammalia, Perissodactyla, Equidae. The record is from RefSeq and is a predicted model, not a curated record. Gene Ontology annotation, cellular component: plasma membrane.
CGAGCCGGCUCAGGAGCAGGAGGAGGGAGAGCCGCGCCGCCAGGGAGGGAAGCCGGGGCGAGGCGAGGAGGUGGCGGGAGGAGGAGACAGCGGGGAAAGGUGUCAGAUAAAGGAGGGCUUUCCUCUGGUUUGGAGGCAUCAUGGCCGCUAAGUCAGACGGGAGGCUGAAAAUGAAGAAGAGCAGCGACGUGGCGUUCACUCCGCUGCAGAACUCGGACCACUCGGGCUCGGUGCAGGCAUUGGCUUCGGGCUUGCCGUCGGGGUCGGGAGCCGAGGACGAGGAGGCGGCCGGGGGCGGCUGCUGCCCGGACGGCGGCGGCUGUUCGCGCUGCUGCUGCUGCUGCGCCGGGAGCGGCGGCUCGGGCGGCGGCUCGGGGGUCUCGGGCGGCCCGGGCGGCGGCGUUGGCGGCCCGGGCGGCGGCGGGGCGGGCUCGGCGGCGCUGUGCCUGCGCCUGGGCAGGGAGCAGCGGCGCUACUCGUUGUGGGACUGCCUCUGGAUCCUGGCCGCUGUGGCUGUGUACUUCGCGGACGUGGGCACGGACAUCUGGCUCGCCGUGGACUACUACUUGCGCGGCCAGCGCUGGUGGUUCGGGCUCACGCUCUUCUUCGUGGUGCUCGGCUCGCUCUCGGUGCAAGUGUUCAGCUUCCGCUGGUUUGUGCACGAUUUCAGCACCGAGGACAGCGCCACGGCCGCCGCCGCCGCCUCCAGCUACCCGCAGCCUGGAGCCGAUUGCAAGACCGUGGUCAGCAGUGGGUCUGCAGCCGCGGAAGGCGAGGCUCGCCCUUCCACGCCGCAAAGGCAAACAUCCAACGCCAGCAAAAGCAACAUCGCCGCCGCCAACAGUGGCAGCAACAGCAGCGGGGCCACCCGGGCCAGCGGCAAACACAGGUCUGCGUCCUGCUCCUUCUGCAUCUGGCUCCUGCAGUCACUCAUCCACAUCUUGCAGCUCGGGCAAAUCUGGAGAUAUUUCCACACAAUAUACUUAGGUAUUCGAAGUCGACAGAGUGGGGAGAAUGACAGAUGGAGGUUUUACUGGAAAAUGGUGUAUGAGUAUGCAGAUGUGAGUAUGCUGCAUUUGCUAGCCACCUUUCUGGAAAGUGCUCCACAGCUGGUCCUGCAGCUCUGCAUUAUCGUACAGACUCAUAGCUUACAGGCCCUCCAAGGUUUCACAGCAGCAGCCUCCCUCGUGUCUUUGGCUUGGGCCUUGGCCUCUUACCAGAAGGCCCUCCGGGACUCUCGAGAUGACAAGAAGCCCAUCAGCUACAUGGCCGUUGUCAUCCAGUUCUGCUGGCACUUCUUCACCAUCGCUGCCAGGGUCAUCACCUUCGCCCUCUUUGCCUCGGUUUUCCAGCUGUACUUUGGGAUCUUCAUCGUCCUUCACUGGUGCAUCAUGACCUUCUGGAUCGUCCACUGUGAGACAGAAUUCUGUAUCACCAAAUGGGAAGAGAUUGUCUUCGACAUGGUGGUGGGGAUCAUCUACAUCUUCAGCUGGUUCAACGUCAAGGAAGGCAGGACACGCUGCAGGCUCUUCAUUUACUAUUUUGUCAUCCUUCUGGAAAAUACAGCCUUGAGUGCCCUCUGGUACCUCUACAAGGCUCCCCAGAUUGCAGAUGCAUUUGCCAUCCCAGCGUUGUGCGUGGUGUUCAGCAGCUUUUUAACUGGCGUUGUUUUUAUGCUGAUGUAUUAUGCCUUCUUUCACCCCAAUGGACCCAGAUUUGGGCAGUCACCAAGCUGUGCUUGUGAGGACCCGGUCGCUGCCUUCACUCUGCCUCCAGAAGUGGCCACGAGCACUCUACGGUCCAUCUCCAACAACCGCAGUGUUGUCAGCGACCGCGACCAGAAAUUUGCAGAGCGAGAUGGUUGUGUACCUGUCUUUCAGGUGAGGCCCACUGCCCCAUCCACUCCAUCAUCUCGCCCACCACGGAUUGAAGAAUCUGUCAUUAAAAUUGACCUGUUCAGGAAUAGGUACCCAGCAUGGGAGAGACAUGUUUUGGACCGAAGCCUCCGAAAGGCCAUUUUAGCCUUUGAAUGUUCCCCGUCUCCUCCAAGGCUGCAGUACAAAGAUGAUGCCCUUAUUCAGGAGCGUUUGGAGUAUGAAACCACUUUAUAAAACAAGAGGAUUUGGAGGAGCCACAACCUCCAGAUGAAGGGGUGACAGCAGGGCUGUGGCAAUAAGGAAACUUCAUCCUAGAGUAGGGCAACGAGCUCUAAUGUUCUUAGUCUGACCAUUGUCAUGAUUAUUGUCUGACCCUCCAUCAGUUGACUGCCUGCGGCUGGUCUCCUUUCAAAACAGCAGCCCCGAGAGUCUCCUGCUCCACCUGAAGGGAACGUGCCAGCUUACUAGGACUCCUUCUUGCUACCAACCUCCUGCGCGGUCUUUCAGCGCAUCCACCAGAGGGUACUAUUAUUAUGGAAAAUGUUGCCUCCAAUCAAUAGGGUGUUUUGAUGGAAUUAACUGAUCUUUGCAUAAAAAUAUAUUCAGUCAUACACGCACAUACACAAAUGUACACACACACUCACACACACGACACCAGUCCUCUCUCAAAAUAGCUUAGGUGAUUUUUCUUGAUGCAAAGCUCUGAUUCCCACAAGAAUAUAAAUAAAAACAAAGAGAGACUAUAUCCCUCAAGACUCCAGAAAAAAAAAAAAUAGUACUGCUUAGAAAGGAACUCAUAAACCAUUUUCUCAUUUGGAAACCAGUACCGUGCGUGAAAAGCCCAUCCAACGGACGGCAAACUCAGAUGUGUUUACACGUCUAUUAGAAUUGAUGGAAUGGUUGUUUUUGACACAUUUCAGGAUUUGUUUUUUAUUUUAAAUUUUCAGUUGAGAACAUCCUUUAUGACAUAAAUCCUAUGCAGCACGUGUGGCUUUUGACAAGACCAAGGAGCUCGAUAACUUAGUGAUGUAAAUUAAAAGAUAAUCAUGAUUGAGUAUUCAAUUGCAAAAAUUUAAUAAAUGCACAAAGAGGAAGGCGGGAUAAAGGCAAAAUGAGCAUCUGAUUUCCCGGCCUGUGCAGCUCACAUUGGAACGUAAGGGUGGAGCUGCAGGAGAGGACCCGCCUGUACCUGGAUGUUUCAGGUCGCGGAAUCCAUGGUGCUGUGCCAUGACAGCAGGCGCGAUUCCAGAACACACCAAGCUACAACUUUCUAGUGCCAAACACCGUCCAACUGCAGGACUGACACGCAAGCGCCGAACAACAGAGAAUGAGUGGCAUGAGCUCCACAAAAGCAAAAGUGAGAAUGAGCAGUCAAGUUCUCCACUGUGUACAGACCCCCCCAUCCAAGGUCAAAGUGAUGUGUCUCUUAGAGGCUUUGGGACACUUUUUAGUAAGUAUGAGCAGACAAAUGCAGUGAAUAUGCUAUGAGAAAACCCUCCUGAACUGAUUGAAAGCUUACCACUAGAUCCAGCUAAGAUUUGUAUUUGAAUCAUUUGUAAAGUCACACUCUUACAACAAGCUUCUGGGUUUUAAAUACCUCCGUACAGCAAGUAAACGUUCCCCGCUUUCUGUUCCCAGUGUCCUCGGUCAUGGUGCUUUUUUGUUGCAUUAAAAGUGCCGGUCAAACUUUGAUAGUAUUUUUUUAUAGUUGGUGCAGAGUGGAAUAACUCAUGGAUUAUUUCAAUAUUUUUGUAAUAAAAAAUAUAGGGUAUACAUAUAGGCAUCAUCACUUUUUUUAUAGACCUGGAAAUCAUUUAAAAUACUUUAAGCAUCAUAAUUACUUGGGAUGUCAGAAACUGGUCCACAAAUUCCAUCAGCCUGCCUCAGCAGAUGGAGAACAUUUGUCUCCUGCAAGAUCACCCUACUUUGCAAUGUUGGUGCCCCCAGGAACCUGGCCAGGGGUGCUAUCAGAAUAUCAGGUGACGAGAGAAUCAGCUUAACUAGAAAGGGCUUGUCAAGACUGGCCAAUGUUUCCCAGGAAAUCAAAGAUGUAAAUGAUUACUUUCAUCCUUCCAUUAUGACAAACCUGACCACAGUGGAAGAUGUCUUAACCUCCUUCCCUGGUUUUAUAUUAACCCAACUGAUAUAUUAAAUAUUAGUCGUCACUAAAAAAAAAAAAAAGAAAAAAGAAAGAAAAAAGUCAGUUUAACUUAGUUAUUUAGUUAUUUGGACUGUCCAAUUCACUUAAAAUAGUCAAGUUUUAUAACCAUCACCUAUAAUGGGUGUGUCAUACAGAGACUGCUGUCCUCGUGAUGACAUCCACAGGAAAUGACAGAGGGCUCAACCUAGGACUUCUUUUGGUACAAGCCCCAAAGCAAUCUUUAAAAGGUAGAUGAUUUUUACCAGUAAACAUACCUUCCUAGUAGUCCAUGAUUUGACCCUCCAAGCAAGAUUUCCACUAAAAAAUAAUAGUCUUUUGUUCAGAUGUGAAAAGAUUGCCUAGUCACCAGUAAAGGCCCAGGAAGAUGCUCUUCUUGCCAGCAAUUGAUGAAAACAUUCCAUCCCCUUUGUAGGAGGAAAAAAUGAUUAUGUUGGCAAAUUCCUCACUCUUAUGCAGAACCGUGAGUUAUUAGCUUCAUUAUUUCCAAGACAACUUUUAAUUGAUGAUCUUUGGAAACUGAAUUGCUCAACUGAACUAUGUCUUUGAUUCCAUGAAUAAAUAACAGGUUACAGUAUAAUAGUGUCAAUCAGCACAAACCCAAAAGGCCCCAUCACUCUUCAAUCAUGUAAGUCCUAAAUUAUUUCUCAACUCGAUCCCUCAUUUAACAUGUUAAGAGUCUAAAUGAGUGCUAUGUGAAUAAAAAAUAAUGUAUGUGAAUAAAAAAUAAUUUGUCGUAGAGACGAGAAUGCAGCCAGGAAAGUGUUAGAAGUUUGAAUUUUUCAGUGAUUUCCCAAAUACUGUAAAUACUCUGUUAUCCAACAUACUUGAAGAUUAUGAUGUUUUAGUUAGUCAAAAAUUCUUGCUAAGGAAAUAAUAUCUCCACUAUGUUAUAAAUUACAAACUUUCUCAAGAUUACAAGAACGAAAAAAUUAACUUCCGAGGAAAAUUAUGACUUAAUCUUGCUGCCAUGAUUCAGAAAGCACUGCACUGCCAUCAGAUUGUGUGGUGAUAAGAACUUUUAUUAGUUUCUAGAUACACAGAUAACAGAGAGUUUAAAGUAUUAGGAUUUAAAGAGACAUUGUCAAUGUACAGAGGAACAAAGUUUGAUUUUUGUAUUUAUAUUUUAGUUCUUCCGAGGAUUUCAUUUUCAGUCUGCCUUUGAACCCUCCACAGACAGUAACUGGAGAAUCUAACAGGAGCAAACUAAGGUUAGCACACAAACUGGAAAUGCUGGAUUCUUUGUCUGUGGGCUCCACCUUCCUGUGUCUGAGUCUAUUAAUUCUUUAAGGGGGAUCUGCCCUUGUCCUCCCUUUUUGCGUAGGACCACGAAAUUUUCUAAAAGAAAAUAUUGUAAUUUUUUUUUACUUUCAAAUUAGCAUUUCUAAAUGCAACCAUAUUUAAGAUUAAGGAACAUAUAUGUCUUAACAUACCGAGACUAAGUAUUUGUGUGGAAGAAAAGAAUUUUUCCGUGUAAGUCAAAGUUUGGUCCCCCAAAAUGACUAUGUCCUUUAAAUUCUUUUCUCACAUUUAUAUUGUCCUACUUAACUAUGUUCUGUCUACAUUUACAUUGUCCUACUUAACUAUGUUCUGUCUAGUUCAGUAACAUUGACUUUGCAGACACUCAGUUACUACUCACUUAUGACAAUGCUGUGAACCCAGUCAAUAAAAUAAAUUCUCCUACUGACAUGGCAAGAAUAUGCAAUUCAAGUAUUAGCAAGAGAAACAAUGCAAAGAUAAUAUGAAGACAAAAGUAUAAUGAAGUAUUUCUACUUAAUUUCUAAAUGCUCAAUUUAUCUUGCUCUAUGAAUAAAUGAAGCGACAGCACUGACCAAUUAAAAGUGAAUGGAAAUAAUUGAAAUCUCAAUGACUGGUUUUUUUAAAUAUCAUAUAUAUGUGUGUAUGUCAUAUAUAUAUUGUAUUAUGUAUAUUAUAUAUGUGUAUGGAGAGAUAUAUAUAUAUAUAUAUACACACACACACCUAAAGUAACAGAGAUGAAAAGGAUAAAGUAUAUACUGCCCUUUCAUGCAUAUAAAUUGGGAUGUUAUUGACACAUGAAAUUUAGAUAAAAAGUUUUUUCCUACUUCUUUUUCAACAUCAGCCCAGGCUUACAAUCCCUGUCUAUAAGACGUCAACAAACUUGUGAAUUCAGUUGGAAAUACCUACGUAUAAUUUAGCCCUUUUAGUUUGAAUGAGCUUUAUUACUCCUAAAGGAUCUCAUCUUUUAAGCAGCUAAAUAGAAGAGUUUUGAAUCAUUUCGAAGUUUCUUUCUCUGAACCAAGUGAAUUGAGCAAAGAAAACCUCUGGUAUCCUUACCAGGAUUGUGUAAGGUUACAAAUCUGCCUUUAAAUGUACCAAAUGCCGUUGAGUGGAAACAAGUUCUGACACAAUGUUUGGAAAAGAAUCUAGAGAUUUUUUUCUAAUGAACCAUUUUCUAGACUAAAUACGUGCUCCCCUGCAUUCUCACACAUCUUUCCAUUAGCCGUUACUGUUUCCGUAUAAAACUCGGAUGCAAUGCCCACAUUUCUAUGUUUCUAAGGAGAAUUCCUUAAAGACUUUGUAAAAAUAGCUCCAGCCGUCUUUCAGAAAUAUAGCUCAGAGGAUGUUGAAAUGCAUGGUGAAAACACAACAGGACUGAGGUGGUUGUUUCUAUAAUUUCAGUGAUGGAUGCAGAUCAACUCAUGUUCAUUUAUCUUCAGCAAUCCAAUGUUACCUUUGAGAACAAUCAAAAUGAUUGCUUCGGCCAGCUUGUGGCUCCUAACACCCCUUCGCCCCAUCUGAAGCUAGAGCAUUUCAAAAUGGCUAAGGAUGGGCCAUUUCCCUCUAUCACCCUCCCCCUUACUCCCUGGCCCUGUAUCAGGCUGUGAAAUGAUCUUAACAGCAGGGUUGCAUCUCUCUCCUCACUCAGGCAGGCUCCACUGUCCACUACAGAGUUCCCUCUACGGACAUAUGUCUUGUCCAGUGGCUUUCCUAAAAAUGAGCAUGUGGAAAGACUCAAUAUGUGCCUGUGAUCAACAACCUCAACAGUCUAAUUACUCAUUCAAAAGUAAAACUCUGCAAAAUGUGGGUGGAAUUGUAUAAAAACACAAUGAGCCAUUUAAUUUUGCUAAUUGUAGCAAUUAGGCUAGCAGGCACACAGCCUGAGCUCACAGCAGAAAGCCAAAUGGAAGAAGUGGCAGACAGCCAUUUGCCCACAGAAAUGAGGGGUUCAGAAACUCUCCCCGGAGUCUCUGAGGCAUCAUGUUGUUUCACCAUCCAUCUGAAGCUCUUUCUCUAGAUUCCACAAGAAAAAAAAAUCAGAUUUUUGUUAUAUUGCAGGCAAUGAUCUACCCAGAAAUGUGAAACUUCAACCUUUUGUGGCCUGUGUUCUGCUAAAUAAGAGAUGGUUUAAUGUCCCUGAAAUGUUUAAUCAUUUUGCUGAAAUAUUUUCAUGAUACACUGACAUAAUGUAAGUCAGAAACACUGACCAAGUCAAAUUUUUGCUGUGGUUAUGUCUUUUCCCCUUUGGUUUUCUUGCAUUUCAGUUCCCUAUAUUGAUAGUAGCUUACCGUCAUGGUGAGCCUAUCGUGUGCCCAGUGCUGUGCUAAAAAGCUUCAUCUCUGUGAUCUCAUUUAAUCCUCAAAACUGUCCGUGAGUUAAGUACCAUUUACAGAUGACAAAAGUUAAACUCCAAGAUGUUAAACAAAUUGCCAGGGGUCUCACAGCUAGGAAACAGUGGAGCUAAGAGUUGAACACAACUUGUAACAACUUUUAACAACUGCAAAUCCUUCUAGAAGACCAAAGAAUGUUUUCCCAACAAAAUCUGUUCCUGAUUUGGCAAGCUUCCAGGAGAAAAAAAGUGUGGUCUGACGAUCAAAUGUUUCAAAGAAAAUUUUGUUUAAAAGUCAAAUAUGUCUUUCAAAAUGAAAAGUUAAAAAUUAAAAAGUCAGUGAUGAGAAGUGGAAGCCUGUAUCACCCGUAACUGAAUUUUACUUCAACACCCUAAUUCAUAGUAGGCAGAUAAAUGCUACAUUUUCAUUUCAGACAGCUGUACCCCUCCAUGACCCUAUGAUACACUAACGUAGUGAUAAUUGGAAAUUAACCCAAUGGCUCUUCUCUUGUGUUCAAUACAUGUACGCUACUGUCGUCAAAGUAGACAGACUGAAAAAUACCUCAACCCCACUACUUACUUUGAUACUGUGACCAAAAAAAAGAAAGAAAGAGAGAAAGGAAAGAAAGACAGAUCAACAAAUGUUUGCAGUGACAUUCUUCUAUUCCAUUGCCAUAAUUUUUCCCUAAAUUUUAUUUAAGAGGAUUAUUAUCCCACUAGCUUUGCCCAUCAUAUAAAUCUAGGAACGUUAUUUUAGAUGGAAAGUUUAGAUGCAAAGAAUAUAGCAAAUAUUUGCCAAAUAUUUGUUGAAUUGAUUAUAAAAUAAUUGAUGUAUCCUUUCCCUCCUCACCUUGGAUGUAAUCUGUCUGAGGUCUACAGGAUGACAGAGUUGUAACCAUUCAAUGACAUAUAGUAAGCUGUGUGUGUUGUUGUUUGAAUUGAUGCUAAAAAGGUAGCCAAUAAUAAACCAAAAAUUUCCUCAACGCUGGGGUUAAUUUUAAAAAGAUAUGCAGUGGUCAAUCGGAAUUUAACAUAUUAAAAAUAAGAGCAGUCAUCUAUCUUCUUGCUUUAAUAAGCUUUAAGCAGAUCUUUAUGAAGUUAUGUUACAUUAGAAGUCACUAAUUUUUAUAGAAAAUAGCAUCUAAAAGAGAUCCAAGUGUUACUUCAGCACACUUCUUUUAUAGAUGAGACAACGGAGAUCCAAAAAGAUCAGGCCAUUUUUGUAAUCAGGAUUCCUUCAGUCGUUCAUUCCAUAGGCAUGAUCUAUAUGGCGAGUAUUGGGGGGCAACACACAGCCAAGUGCAAGAGGAACCCACAUUCCUGCCGCUCACACUUUGGUUAUUAGUAGCAGAAUAAGAGUCUCCUGACUUCAACUCUAACUCUUCUGCUCUGCUACACUGCUUCUCUUUUUAAUAUCAAUCUUUAAUUCUAUACUAGAGUAAUAAACAUAAGCUUUCCCAAGAUUGUGUUAUGUUAACCUCACAAUACACAAUUGCCACACACAAUGACAAACAAAAGGCAAUGACAUAAAUAUAAAUCAACAAUGGAAGACUACCUAUAAAGAGAAAAGCAAUGUUUUAAUUUGUUCUUAUGCCUCUCCAACACCAGAUAUUUUUAAAUCAAGGUCACAAAGCAACAAAAAAAUUAAAAUACUCUUUUGGCACAUAGGCUUUAACUCAAAACAGUCACCUCUGAGUAAAUUUUGGAGAUAUUCCUGAGAAUGUCUUUUAAGAAAGGGCAUGAAAUUGGGAUGCAUCUAAAAUAUCUGAAGAAUUUUCUAAUAGGCUAGUUCUCUGAUUCAGGAAACAUCCUUCAUUAUCACAUAAGAUACGUCUCCAGCAUGCUAGUUAUUUAGGAAUCACAAAUUUCCAGACAUAAACCUCAGUUAUUCCAACAUGAGAGGUUGUUCUAAAGCCAUACUGCUGAUGCCCAGAAGGGCGGCACUGUGCUGUGUGACCCUCAGGAGUCAGGACGGCCCGACUCGCCUGGUAUGGAUGCUCAUGCUGGCAUUAUACCCAACCCAAGCUCUCCUGCAAUAUGGCUCAGAGUAAUUGGCUUCCCAUGAUGUAAGGAAUGUAGGACUGUUUAAAGGUAAUUAUUAACUUGCUUAACUAAUUUUCUCUACCUGAAAUAAUUCUGGUCCAGGAAUGUUUAAACCCAUUGGUCCUCUAUGGAGUAAAAACAGAGAAAAAAGCUUAUUAAUUUUUACAAGUACAGAACAAUUCAAAGAAUUCCUUGGUGAGUUCCAUCAAGCAUCAAUAAAACAGUUGACCUAAAAAUGAUGCCAGGUCUGAGGAUUUCUAGGUUCAUGCCACGUUAACGGUUCGUUGCCAUGAUUACUGCUGUUUUAGCCAUUGCACCAGAUAAGAAGAAUAUAGUUACUGGUAGGAUGUUUGCAGAGCAAGAUCACAUUUAACAAAACAGAUCAACAUCAAAUCGAAAUAGUCAAAUUGAUAAGCAAAUAUUACCAGCACAGUACCAACGCAAAAUUUUCUUUUGUGUUAUUAUUGAAGCCUGUCAUCUACUCUGUUAUUAGAAUUUCAGAAAAUGUAAGGUUUCAUGUUUUUAUUAUACUUCCACCUACCAAAUUAAGCUCGUGGCCGCUCUCCUCUCUCUAUUGCUUGAUUUGCAUUAAAAUGGAAGUAAUCAAAUUCUUACUUCAUUUAAAUACUACAAAUAUUAACAAAUGGAGAUGUUGUGUUUAAGCUAAUUUAACUUAACUGUUCUAGUGGUAUUCUGGUAUGGAGUUGUAGCAAAUCAACGCUCUCAGUUAUUUCAAAUUAAUUCAUUUAUCAGUAAGUCCUAAAACACCCCUGAGUGUGUUGAAGGUAUAUUUCGGGUUUCUAUCACCGUAAGAAAUUCCUAUUUUGAUUACAAACCAGUAGAACAUGUCUUAAUCAACACCAGUAUUUCAAUCCAUUAUGAUUCUGGAAAAUGAACACUUGCGUUUGAGUGUGCUGGACAUAUUAACUUACAAUUAACCCUGGACCUGUAGCUUGCAAUUGGCCCCACUGUGAAUCCUUACUUUAUUAAAAUUGGGAGCAAUAGCACAUUAUCCCAAAACCAAAGCAGAUCUGCCUGCUAGUCCAAGGAUUGUUAUUUUAUAUCCUCCUUUCAAAGAACUACUAAAGUCUUUAAUUUCCCUUAUUAACCUUUCUAACGUAUUGUACACAGAAAAGGAAAUGGAUCUCUGAAGUAUGUUUGGAAAGCCUUGUCUGAAUCAGACACUUGGUGCUCUGUGAAAAGAAAGAAAUCUCUCCUACCUCAAGAGAGGGGAAGGGGAGCAAGCCAGUCACGUUCAGAAAUUCCAGCCUCGACUGUCACAAAGCUGCAUAUUGCUGAUGCUAUCGAUUCCCUUCUUUUUUACAGAAACGUCUUGGAACUUGUCAAGCUUAACUGAAGGUGAUUUGCGUUAAUUAAUUCAACAGACCCUUUAAUCUUGCAAAUUCUUGACUUGUAAUAUUGUAGCCAAGUUACAGCAAAGGAAAAUGAAUCAGUUAGUGGAAAGGAGCACGCUUUCAGUGUCAGCCGGGACGUGCCCAGGCCUGAAGAGAAAGACCUCUGUGAAGCAGGGCACUAAUGAAUUCGUGCUACCUGCUUCCUCAUCAUUCAUGCUAUGAAUAUUCAUCCGCUUUGUUUGUUUUUGCCAGUAAGCACUGCAUUGAAAGAAAGAAAAAAAGUCGAUGGAUUCCUGAGGUCUUGCAUAGCUCAGAGAAUGGGUACUGGUCCUGGAGAUUCGCUUUCAAUGGAUAUAAACCUACUUGUGUUUGGAAAUGAACAAAUGUCACUGUCAUCUCUUUAAUGAUUGAUCUGUCUGAGUACAGUUGCUGACUUUACUUCAUUUCUUGAGAGUACCAUUGUCAGCAUUGUAAUAACCAAUUUUAGAGUUAAAAUCUGCAUGGGUGUAGCUAUUGAAUAAUUGGAUUCCUGCCUCCUAGGUGUGACAUUGCCACUUUCAAACUGAGACACAUUUAUAUUUAGAAGCGGCUCUCCUGUUAUUUCUCAGACUCGCUAAGUCCUUGGUUACAAGCUCUAAGAUCACCAAUCUGACAUUCUUAAUGCCUAAAUGUUCACCUAAAAGCAAACAAGUAGUCUCAUAAUUAAAAUCAUGCUUUUUCCCACUUGCUUCUCUGUUUUUAAAUAAAGGUUUGAGUUGCAAGGUAAGAAUGAUAUACGGCAGACCGUAGUUUCAGAGUGUCCAAGAGAGUUGGGCAUCCAUAUGUUCUUGUAAAGUUGUCUGUCUAACCCUUCGGUAUAACAGUUUUAGGAGUGAACCCUAGAUGAAUGAGUGAAAGUCAGCAGAUUUAUCCCAUGAGCAAUCCAACAGCAAAAUAGGAAGCAGGAGCAGGGAUCAUUGUUCUUGUGUUUUGAAGAUAUUUCUCUGUCCUAAGUGAUCAUCUUGGGGAUUAGCUCCAAGAUGUACCCAGAGCUCCUGAGCAAUUGUCCCAGUUACAGAUGCAGUAUGGUGCUGCGUCACUGAUUCCGGCAAGUUGUUUUUCAGAACUAUUUCUUGGCACAGGAACCGAAAUUUAAUGGUAAAAAAAAAGUGGCCUGCCACCAUGUGACUUAUUUUCAAUUGCAAGGCAAUGAAAACUAAGUUGAAGAAAAUGCUAAUUUCCUGAGCUCCAAAAGCAAAAUAGGCACAAACGUACUUUGUAAUGUACAAUGAGUUGCUUGACUGUGGGCCACAGAGCAAUAAACGGUCCUCUUAAACAAGGUUCAUGCAUAAGAGUGACUGUAAGUGGUAUUGGGACAGGAGGUUUUAUUAAUGUAGAGGUGCAGGUGUGACGGGAAACCUGUCAGUGGCUUGCCAGGAAUAUUUGCUUUUUUAUAGAACAGAGGUUCAAGGUCUCCCCUACCAUUCUGGAGCAAUGGCAA